AUGGCAACUCAGUCGAGCAGUGGCCAAAACAAAGGUUUUCGAUGUCGACCUCCUCGCCGGGGAGCUCCUAAAGCUUCGAGGCCAAUUGACGGCUGUGAAAUCCAAUUCAUGGUGAUGACGAAGCUCCAGCUACCCUGGGCCUUCACCUUCUGGUCCGUGCUGCAGGUUGCCGUGCUGAAUGCAUCGCGCUUCACAGGGCAGGGCCAGGGAAGCUCGCUGGAGCGCGGCGAAGCGGGGCAGGGCGCCUCCGGAGUUGACGCGGCAUUGCCACCACCAACACUAGAAGAAUGGUUGAGCACUCUUUCGCUGCAACAUGCGCAGGCGAGGGCCGAUGCUGCUAAUGAACUUGGUAAGUUGGGCAACGAGGCUGCAGAGGCCAUUCCGAAGCUCACCGAGCUCUUGCAAGACGAUCGUGAAGCAGCGGGUGACAUAUAUGUUCAAGAUGCUGCAGUCAAAGCCCUUGGACACAUGGGCAGCGCGGCGGCAUCGUCUGUGCCAGAGAUGUUCAAGCAGCUGCGGCGCCAAAGCACUAGCAGCUUUGAAGAAGGAGUUGCAUUUGCCUUGGCGAACAUCGGCCAAGAAGCCCCCGAAGCUGUCUUGCCCAGCGUGCUGGAGUCAUUGAAAGCUUCGGAGUGGUACGUUCGCUGGGUCGCUGCCAGCGCUUGCGGCUUGCUGGGCGAGAAGGCAGCUGCAUUCGUGCCACAGCUGCGCCAACUUGCCAAAUAUGACCCCGAGUCGAUGGUUCGCAGUGUGGCUUCGCAAAGCUUGAGCGACAUGAGCAAAGUCAUCACUCUGCCAGCGCCUAAUCUGACCGACUGGCUGGAGUAUCUUGAUGGCACUGAUCCCCAAGCGAGGGCCGAUGCUGCCAAUGAACUUGGUAAGUUGGGCAAAGAGGCUGCAGAGGCCAUUCCGAAGCUCACCGAGCUCUUGCAAGACGAUCGUGAAGUAGCGGGUGACAUAUGUGUUCAAGAUGCUGCAGUCAAAGCCCUUGGACACAUGGGCAGCGCGGCGGCAUCGUCUGUGCCAGCGAUGUUCAAGCAGCUGCGGUUCCAAAGCACUCGCAGCUUUCGCGAAGGAGUUGCAUUUGCCUUGGCGAACAUCGGCCAAGAAGCCCCCGAAGCUGUCUUGCCCAGCGUGCUGGAGUCAUUGAAAGCUUCGAUGUGGUACGUUCGCUGGGUCGCUGCCAGCGCUUGCGGCUUGCUGGGCGAGAAGGCAGCUGCAUUCGUGCCACAGCUGCGCCAACUUGCCAAAUAUGACCCCGAGUCGAUGGUUCGCAGUGUGGCUUCGCAAAGCUUGAGCGACAUGAGCAAAGUCAUCACUCUGCCAGCGCCUAAUCUGACCGACUGGCUGGAGUAUCUUGAUGGCACUGAUCGCCAAGCGAGGGCCGAUGCUGCCAAUGAACUUGGUAAGUUGGGCAAAGAGGCUGCAGAGGCCGUUCCGAAGCUCACCGAGCUCUUGCAAGACGAUCGUGAAGUACAUGUAGCGGGUGACAUAUGUGUUCAAGAUGCUGCAGUCAAAGCCCUUGGACACAUGGGCAGCGCGGCGGCAUCGUCUGUGCCAGCGAUGUUCAAGCAGCUGCGGUUCCAAAGCACUCGCAGCUUUCGCGAAGGAGCUGCAGUUGCCUUGGCGAACAUCGGCCAAGAAGCCCCCGAAGCUGUCUUGCCCAGCGUGCUGGAGUCAUUGAAAGCUGAGAAGUGGUACGUUCGCUGGGUCGCUGCCAGCGCUUGCGGCUUGCUGGGCGAGAAGGCAGCUGCAUUCGUGCCACAGCUGCGCCAACUUGCCAAAUAUGACCCCGAGUCGAUGGUUCGCAGUGAGGCACAGAAAGCCCUGGACCUCAUAGACAAGGUUAUCAGCGUUCGCACGGUCAUGCGUUUUCUCGCAUUGUCUCGUACCCAGCCGAAUCUAUUGGAAAAGGGAUGUGUCUGUGCUCGGACCCAACGACAAAUGAGGCCUAGGCAAGCAGAUAUCAUGGACGUCGUCAGGCGCCGCACCUUCUUCCAGUCCAGCCCGGCCGAGCCGAAUCCUGGGGAGAACAAGGCCAAGGUGGCCAGCAUCCCGAAAGGGAACCUCGCCCAACGCGGGGUUUCGGCCGUCGCCGGAGGGAUCGACAACCUCACCGGGAGCGAGUCGGGGAGUGGCAUCGCCAGCAAAGCAGCGGACAAGCUGGGCAUAGGGAAACCCAAGGCUGGGCCUGCCUGGAGGUUGCAGUCCUGGGAUAUCCACGCACGGGACAAAUGCGAGCCGUGGCUGAUUGGCUAUGCCCUUGGGAAGUUUCGAGGGGCCAACCAGGAAGCUCAGAGGCUCGUCUUUCGGCUGCUUCCUGGUCCGUAUUGGAGCCUACUGCAGAGGCUGGAUCAGCUGGCAGAGCCCCUGGCGAUACGAACUGCCAAUGGGGAGCGGCCUACGAAUGACGACAUACGCAGACUGGCGAAUGUGAUGUACGAAACCGAUCAAAUCAAACGUGGCAGCAUGUGGGACACCGACAUGACGGACCAGGGUGCUCGGAUGUGGGGCGAGCUGGCACAUGACGAAGCCCUGCGCAUAGCGCAUGCCAUCCGCCGCGUGCAAUCGUUUGGGCGCUUUCUUUUCUCAGUGUCUUUCCCCUGUGCGCCGACAGAGGGGGCCUACGAUUUACCGCCCACCAAGAGCAUGGCGCAGUACUUCUAA
Symbiodinium sp. CCMP2456 is the source of this 2667-nucleotide messenger RNA. NCBI's taxonomy places the organism in Eukaryota, Dinophyceae, Suessiales, Symbiodiniaceae. The record is from the annotation of a GenBank genome assembly.